AACUAUUGAUUUAUGACCGAUAGCCACAAGAAAUAUGAAUUAUAUUUAGGUUCAAACAUUUAGUACUUACUUCUUACAUAUUGCCCUAUCUACCUAGCACUAGAUCUGUCAUUUGGCUCUACCAAUGGGCACCGUUUAACAAGGGAAGGGGGAUGCCUAUAUUUAGUGCAUCUAUGCAGUUACCUACGUGGAAAGUAAUCAAUCGUCGAAGUCAUAAAUCACUGUUCGCGCAGGCAGAUAAACAAGCUACUGUUUGCUUGAGUAUUUUAUAGCUUUUGAAUAAACAAGUUGGUGAUUUACAUAUCGUUUUGUAAGGCGAAAAGAAGGGUUUAAAGGAUCACAAUAAACAAUGGCGGAACAAGAUGAAGCGAGGGCGCGGAGUGACGACGAGGACACCGACGGCAACAACUCAAGUUCUGAAGUUCCGAAGACAAGUGGCUCCAAGUCUGUGGUGAUGCCGUGCACUUCCACGACGGAUUCCAUGGGACGAGAGUACUCUGAACCAGUCACUUUCACGUAUUUUACUGAUGAAGAAUCUAAUGAGAGUGAGGAUCAGACGCGGUACCUCACAGUUACCUACACAGCUGAAGAUACUGCAGAGGAAAUCGCCACAGCCACCCUCAUCAUCAAACGAAAAGACCACGUUGACCAGUUCUUGCCUUUCGUCGGAGCCCUACUCCGCAGUAUUCAGGACGAACAAAUGAAAGUGAAGCUAAUGGAAGAUAUAUCUCAGAUUCUGAUUAAUGCUAAGACAGAGGAAAUACAGAGGAGGCGAUAUCUAUUAUAACUGGUCGUUUUAUUUCCCUUUUUUGUUGCCCUGCUCACGUGUUCUUGAUAUCUUUGGUUCAUUAUCUCAAAUAUUGUA
Spodoptera litura is the source of this 865-nucleotide messenger RNA. RefSeq lists its product as uncharacterized. NCBI's taxonomy places the organism in Eukaryota, Metazoa, Arthropoda, Insecta, Lepidoptera, Noctuidae. The record is from RefSeq and is a predicted model, not a curated record.